AUGAGUUUGAUGUCAAAAUUAAAAUUAAAACCAACGGGUCCAAUUUAUCCAUGGAUUCAAAUUAAUAAACUUGAUGAUUACAAUCCUUUUCCACGUUAUGGACAUUCAUCAAAUGAAUGCGCAAUUAAUAAUCAAAUAUUUAUAUUUGGAGGUAUUGUUGAAGGAGAGGCUCAAAAUGAUGUUUUUGUAAUAGAAACAGAUAAAAUGCGUGCAUAUAAGUUUAUAACAUCAGGAGAUAUACCAUAUCCACGGAGCGGGCAUACACAUGUUAAUAUCGGGCAUAACAUGAUAGUUUUUGGUGGAUUGCUUAAAUAUCCUUCAGAAAGUCCUACCGAUUUUAUCUAUGUACUCAAUACUGAUUCAAAACAGUGGUCAAAAUUUUCAUUUUCUGAAAAGCAUUCUCUUACACAACGUCACGGCCAUUCAGCAACUGUCAUUGGGACGACCAUGUAUAUAUUUGGUGGCCAAAAUUUCAAAGGAAUUUAUUUAAAUGAUUUGAUCGCAUUUGAUUUAACUACCAUGGAAUCAAAAAAUUUAAGUUGGAAGUUUAUUUGUCCUUCGAAUAAUUCACCGCCUAGCAGGGCUGGGCAUAUUGCAUGCGCAUAUAAGGAUAAUAUUUACCUUUUCGGUGGAACUGAUGGGACUCAAUGUUACAAUGAUAUAUGGUGUUAUGACACACAAACCAAUUCUUGGUCUGAGAUUUCUUCAACUGAAUUUAAUCCAUUUCCACGUUGUUACCAUAAAUCUGCACUUGUAGAUGAUAAAAUUUAUAUUUUCGGAGGAAUGACAAAUGAUGAUAAAGAAUUAUCUGAUUUGACUGCAUUCAGAAUAAACCAAAAAGCAUGGCAUAUAUUUCAGAAAAUGGGGCCUACACCAAGUCCUUGCCAUGGACAUACAAUGACUGCAGUAGAUAACAAAGUUUUCAUUCUUGGUGGUGAAUCUAUACAUUCGAAAGGAAUAAUCAAUAUCUUGGACACAUCAAAAAUAAAAUUUCCUACCGGAACUUACCUUAAUUCAUUAUCAGAACAGCAUCUUCAACGGAGAUCAUCUGAACCCAUUAUUUCCAUAUCAAAUAAACAAUUGAUUCAAACUCGAGAAUCAUCAAAUUGUACUAAUGAACAAAGCAGUAACGUUAAUACAAAGAAUCAAAGACCUAUAUCUCGGGCGUUAAUAACGUCACAAAUAACAAAUUUGCAAGGUUCUCUAACUAGACCAGGUGGUCCAAAACGUCAAGUGAAAAGUCCUUUGGAGAAAAUAGCCGGAUCUUUACCAGAGAUUGAAGAAAACCAAACUAUCGAAGAAAACCAAUCUAUUGAAAUUUCUAUGGAUAAUACAAAAGUAAUAGAAAAAGAUAAAUUUCCGGAAACUUUUGAUAAUAUGUCAACAAAAAACGCGAAUUUAGAAUUUGAUAAUAUAAACAUUUCAAAAUUCCAAAAAGGUACACUUGAGAAAAACUUAAAACCUACAUCUGAUAAAAAACAAUUUCCGAUUAGACAUAGUAUUCAUACAACAACCCUUCUGAAACCACAAGGCGCUCGAACUUUGUAUCAAACACCAGUUUAUACUUCAACACUUUCAACCAAUUUUCAAAAUGAUACAUCUACUAUUAAUAUACCUUCAAACAUUUUUAAGGAUAGUAAUAUUAAUUUUUUUCCAAUAUUCCCAGAUAUAUCACAUCCGACAUCUCCCAAUGAUUCAUCCAAUGCUUAUACUCGAUAUUCUGAUGAUCUUUCAAAUGAGAAUCGAGAAAGUUAUAUGGAAAGACUUCAAGAACAAGAUAUUAUGAUUUCUGAAUUUAAAAAACGUGAAAGUUGGCUUAAAUCGCAAUUAGAAUUUGCUAAAAAGAGAGGAUUUACUCCAGAUUCCUCUAACAAUGAUUUAGAUAAUGAUAUUAACUCUGAAAAAUCGGUGGAUGUUGAAAAGAUGGGAUCCGAAAAAUUCUCGAUUAUUCGGUUUAUUAUUCAAUUAAAUCAACAAUUGCAGCAAGCAAAGGAAGUUGCAGCAAAUCAAUCAAAAUUAGCAUCAAAAAAGAUAUCAAAUAUUGAAUCAAAAGUUGAAAAAUCAUUAAAUUUAUUAAAUGAUAUUCAAUCGAUUAAAGAAAAUUUACUUCAAAUAAAAAAACAAAUAGGAGAAUCAAAGCAAGUAGUUAUAAAACCAGAAUAUAAUAUUGAAAAAGACAAUAUAUCACAAAAAAAUGUUACGAGAAUUGAAGAUCAAAGUGAAGAGGAAAGAUCUCCCCAAAAAAUCUCUGAAUGUUAUUAUGGUCAAAGUGAAGAAGCAAGUCCAUCUAAAGAAUUCUCAGAAUGUUAUGAUGAAUUAGAGAUAUCAUAUGAAAUAGCUGAAAUCGAAGAUAUGAUUCGUUUGGUUGAAUCAAAAGCGGCAGGAACGCAACAACAACUAAAAGAAAUCAAACAAAAGGCAAAUAAAAUUGGAUCGGAUUACCAAAUGAUACAUAUGUAUUCACAAAGCACAGAAAAGCUAAUGAAAAUAAUUAAAGAUCAAUUAAUUAACACAAAUAAAGAAGGACUAGAUGAAAAAAUUAAAAAAACAAUUAAUUCUCAUGAUAAUGUUAGGACUUCAAUAUUGCAAGAUUAUGUAAGUCAGCAGUCAUUAAACCAACAGCUAAAAUUUGUCAAAAAAGAAAAAGAUUUAGUAAAUCAGGAAUACGAAGAAUUGAAGAAAAUGUAUGAACCUUUAAAUAAUGAAAAUGAAACGUUGAAAAAGUCGAAUGAACUUUUAAGACAAGAAAUUUUGGCGUAUGAAAAGAUGAAAGAAAAUCUUGAACAGGAGAUAGAACGAACAAGGUCUUCCAUUGAACAACAAGAAAUUUUAAAUAAAGACAAAGAUGACGAUCUCGCCGAAGAACAAUGGGAAGAAGAAAAAUCAUUAAAAGAAAGUGAAAUUAAUUUAUAUCGAGAAAAAAAUAAUAAAUUGCUCACCACUAAUGAAGAAUUAGAGCAAAAAUUGAUCAAUUCUGAAAACAAAGUUGCCAUGUUACUUGAUCAGAUGGAAAGUAUUAUUGAAGUUUAUCGAUCAAUUGGUGAUGUGUUUGAUAUACAUCAUGAAGAAGAAUUAUCUACGGUAAACUUUGAAAUUCAAGAACCCAAAACGUCUGAAAUUAAAGAUGACUAUUUUGAUAAUUUGGUAAAGGAAAAAUAUCCAGAUCUUCCGAAUUUUGUUUUACCAGAAUAUAGAUCAUCACCUACGGGUACAGAAUACUCUGAAAUCAUGUCUUUUGAUGAAAACGAUUCUGAUGCCAUUGAUAUUAGUAAAGGUGGUGACCAAAUUCCUCAAAUUCCCGCAUUGGAGAAUUAUGUUCUUUGA
Scutellospora calospora is the source of this 3324-nucleotide messenger RNA. NCBI's taxonomy places the organism in Eukaryota, Fungi, Glomeromycota, Glomeromycetes, Diversisporales, Gigasporaceae. The record is from the annotation of a GenBank genome assembly.